CAAAAUGGACGCUGCUAAUGAUAACUCUAGUAGGACUACAACAGUUCAACACAUAACCAAGAAGUCUUCAGAUGUUUUGCUAAGGAAAUUUGCAGAAAUGAGUGGUGACGACGACGAUGCUAACGAGGCUAAGAAAUUGGAGUUGGCAAGGGUGUUAAGAAGGAAGUCAAAAAGGAGGAGGACAAGAAGGGAUAUCGAAGGUGGCAACUCGUGCGAAAGUCCAUCGCACUAUAAUUCAAGUUCUACCUUAGUGGAGAGGAGGUCACUUCUUCCUCCAGUGACAAGAAAAUCUGCACUGCUGAGGCAACUUGGGAUUGGAAGGUCACAGCUUAAAGCAAGGGAUAUCAAGAACAAGUCAAUCUUGGCUUCCAUUAAAAAGACAUGGCGCAAGACUUUAGAGGGAGCCUCAAAAGUACUCUUAGAGAAGCAUUGCAGUAGACAUAGGCGUUUGAUCAACGAUCUGGUGUAGCCUGUGAUAAUACAUCAGCAAUAUUAUUCGUUUCCAUGUGGACAUAUAAUCAAACACAGAGAGAUCAGUUCAUGGGCCCUCCAAAAAUCACAGCAUGCUAACUCCACAAUCUCAAGAGUCUUCAAAAGUUCAUUUGUCCUUGUCAACUCUUCUUCGUUCGAUCCAUUGGCGAGUUCUUUGUUUCAAUCACGUGUGAAUAUAAGAGCUAACCAUCUCUAAUCUAUGAUUAUAUAAUAAGGUGUUUUUCUAAUUUAA
Molecule: messenger RNA, 724 nt
Organism: Populus trichocarpa (black cottonwood)
Lineage: Eukaryota; Viridiplantae; Streptophyta; Magnoliopsida; Malpighiales; Salicaceae
Exons: 2
Coding region: 5-469 (154 amino acids)
Source: RefSeq, a predicted model, not a curated record